This is a messenger RNA of Eremothecium sinecaudum, 342 nucleotides long. RefSeq names its product dithiol glutaredoxin GRX1 (gene GRX1). Gene Ontology annotation, molecular function: glutathione disulfide oxidoreductase activity. The transcript has a single exon. Gene Ontology annotation, cellular component: nucleus; cytoplasm. The coding region runs from base 1 to 342 and encodes 113 amino acids. The record is from RefSeq and is a predicted model, not a curated record. Gene Ontology annotation, biological process: cellular response to oxidative stress. NCBI's taxonomy places the organism in Eukaryota, Fungi, Ascomycota, Saccharomycetes, Saccharomycetales, Saccharomycetaceae.
AUGAUUGCUCCAGCCACGAUUAAGAAUGUCCAGUCUGCUAUCCAGACAAGUAAAGUCUUCAUUGCUUCGAAGACCUACUGCCCUUUUUGUACUCGUGCAAAAAGAACUAUUUUCGAAGAGAAGAAGGUUCCAAAAGAGCUAGUUUUCUGCUGGGAAUUGGAUACCAUGGGUAAGGAAGGUGAAGAUAUUCAAGCCUCUUUGUUGGAAAUUACUGGACAGUCUUCUGUUCCUAAUAUCUUCAUCAAUGGUAACCAUAUUGGUGGAAACAGUGAUUUACAAGCUUUGAAGGAAAGUGGAGAGUUAGAUACUUUGUUACAAGAAAUACUUGAAGGUAGCACUUAA